AGCCACAUUAGGCAAUUUCGAAAUUUUAUUUAAGGAAAUAAUGAAGCACAUUAAUAAUGUAUUUAUUGUGGUUUAAUAAAAAGCUUAUUAUAUAUUUAGAUGAACCAACCUAUUUCUCUAAGGAUUCUAAGAAUCAUUCUAGUGAUGACACGUGGCUACAAAAAAAUGUUGCAAUGCUUCUCAAAUAAUAUAUAGGGGAUAUGAAAGUCAAAACGAAUUUGUACGACAUUUAUUUUUAACUUUAAAUCCACUUUACAUCGAAUAAUUAAAAACAUUGAUUUAUGUAUAAGGGAUUGACUAGUCUUGUUGGUUUUAAAAUAAAAAACAAUAGUCUUGUGGAUUUAAAAGCAUAAUCAUAAAACAGUCAACCAUAGUGGUCAAAAAUAAUUCAUAAUGUGGAUUUCGAUUAAAAAAAAAUUCCAAUGUCUUUGCUGCGAAUUUAACCAUUUCAGUUGUAACGUGUAAGUGCAGUAAAUGUCGAUGACAUUCGCCUAUUAACUUUGAAAAUUAGUUAAUUCCUAGACAUUAUUCGAAAAGGGAUUAGCAUUUUUUUUUACUAUUAUUUUCUCGCACAAAACGGAUAUGACUACUAAAAUGAUGACACAUUUUAUGAUUAAAUAUGACAUAAACAAUUACAUUUAAUGUUGAUUUAUAUUUUUAGUAAUUUUUUUAGAAUAUGAUAAUAAUUCAUACAUUAUAUUUAGGGCAAUUCUUUCAAACUGUCAUUUUUAAGUUUUUAUCAUAAAAUGACCCUCAAAAAAUAAAAUGACCAAAAUAGUCAUUUUUAUUUUGAAAAUUUAAUAUUUUUUUUUAUUUUUAAAAUUUUUAGUUCAUCCCCAAAACCCAACUCAUUAACUUUAAACCCUAAGUUUUAAAUUAGUUAACUCUAAAAGUAUAAAUGCAUAAUUAUCCUUUAAAAUAAAAUUUAUUUUGGUUAUUUUUCUCUUUAUAAAUCUAUUUUUGUAAAAAUAAACUAAAAAUUACUAUCAAAGAGAAUUUCUGUUACAUUUAAAGUUAAUUUAUACAUUUUGUAAUUUCUUAGAAAAUAUGUAAUAACUCAUGCAUGAUCAUUAAAAUAAAAAUAUCAAAUAUUACAUUAAAUUUUUGAAAUAUUAUUUAUUAUUUUUCAGAAUCAUACAAUUUUACCACUAACAAUUUUAAAAAAUUUUACAAUUUUUUUAAAUAUAUUUUUUUAAUCGUAAAACCAUCGGUAACUUUUAUAUGUAUACAAAUGUUGUAAAAACUGUUUUGUUUUAAUUUUUUUGAUAAUUAUAUAAUUUUUUUUUGUCAACGAUAAUUAUAUAAUUUAAUAUCAAUUUUAUUAAUUUUAUACAAAUUAAUUUAAUAUAUUUAACCAACAGAAAUAGAUAAAAAUAUAUCUAAGAUCAUAAUUUAGAAUAUAUACAUAAUUACAUAUAUUCUUAAAUAUAAUUUAAAAUAAGUAAAAUCAUUUUAUGUUUAAUUAAAUUUAAUUUAUAUUAAAAUAUUGAUAAAAUAAUAAAAUUUACAAUAUUAAAAAAAUUAAUAUGAUCUAAUUUUUUAAAAAUUAAUAUUGAAAAUAGUGCAGAAAAACUCUAUAAAAAUAUAACUAAGGAAAUUAUACAAAUAUUAUUAAUUGGUACUAGGAAUCGUCAAUGGAAAGUCAUGCAUUGUUAGGCCACUGACGGAGACAACACGCGUGUUUGCCCAUUGGCAAGUUCUUAACACACUAUCUCAAAAUAAAAUAAAAAAUAAAUGGAAACUGAUAGAAAGAAAAGAGAAAAGUUUUCAUAAUACAUAUUUUCAUUUGAUUAUUAGUUCUAUUAUAUAAAGAAAAUUCAAAGAUAAGUACAUAAUUAUUUUUAUUUUUUUGACAUCAAAUACAUAAUUAUAAUACUAAUUUUUUUUCUUUCAGAAACUGUGACUACCGAUUAUCAUGCUCUAUUAAGGGAUGCUGCCUAACUUAGUCCAUACUAUUUUCAUGCCAUUGCUUUUAUUGGAGAAAUGGUAAUUGGUUACUUAUGAAAACAAAAUGGUGCGCACUCCUAUUUCUAAUAACCAUAUUGUAAAUUUAUGAUUUCAUUGGCAUUUUAAAUGAUUCAAAUAUUCAUGAUAUUUUUAAUGUUAAUUAUUCAUGAAGUCAACAAAUACGUAAUCUAGUAAUUUCCACUAAAAUUCAUCACUACCUAGAGGUAGGAUCAUGUGUAGAUGCCAUUCUUGUUGGUUCAAAUUUGAUUCAUCCUUCAAAUUACAAUUGACUAGUCUUCUUGAUUUAAAUACGAAUUUUUAUAGAAAGUAUGAAAAAACUCAAGCAUAAAAUAUCCGUUUAUAUAAAUAUGGUACUAGGAGCCGUAUGCUUUGACGUCUUGUUAUGUACAUCAGUACAUACAUGCCUUAGCAUUCUAAGUUUAUCCCUUUCUGCCAUGGUCCCAUGGAUGCCAAUCAUGCCAUCUGUAUGAACAAACAUAAAGAAAAGGAAUGCGUGUAAACGUUAUGACCUUUCCUUUAAUUGGGAUGGUUUUGAGGCUGCUAUCUCGGGUUACCUUUUCUUGUUCUUAGGGGUGAUCUUUGGAACUUUGUUCCAACUUCCAAGAUGAUGUUUGUGUUUUGUUCUACAUCACUUGCUUUCAUUCUCUUUCUAGAUAUGAGAUUACGUACUUUGACCCAAGUAAAUUGAAAAGUCAUUUUUUUCUUAAACCUACACAUAGACUUUGAACUUCUCUCCAUAAUCUAUUGUUUUACUAAAAACUUUCAGGGGUCCUUUUUGCUAUCAGGACAUUAUAUUUCUGCCAUUUUAAUUUUUUUUAAUUAAUUAAGUUGAAGCUUGAAAUUCUUAGUUGCAACUUGCAACCAAUCAACCUUAAAUCCACAGGCCAAGAAAAUUUCAUAUUCGGAGAGAGAAUGCAUCACCGUAGUAGCAUUGGUUCAUUGCAGCCUUUAAACGAUGAGAAGGGUUGAAGAAGUUAACUACUAAUCAAGAGAGUCAAAAUAAUGGUACUGGCCCAUGAAGAGCCACUUCUUGUGGAGUUAAAAUAGAAAUGCAUCGAAGUACGGCACGAUAAUGGACCCAACGCUUCACAUGGUGCCAAAAAUUAUCAAGACAUGCAUGUGCAUUGUGCGAAUUCAUCUUAUAAGGGCGGCUUUGGAGAAAUAGUACAGAUAAAGUAGAGAGAUGAGAGAUUCCCAUACAUAUUUUAUAUUUGAUUGUUUUUCUUAGGGCUGGAUGUUAGGAAGUUGACUGGAGCUUACUUAAAAAAAUUCCAAUAAUUUUUCAUCCCAUUAUUUUUUGAGAGGUAGAUUCUUAUUCCAUUAAAUUUUGAGAAGGUAAGUAGUACACCUUUGAAUUUGUGGAGUACUACUUACCCCUCAAAACAUUAUUUACUUUCUCAUUUAGUCUCUACAAUUAUAUAUAUAUAUAUAUGUAUGUAUAAAUAACUUUCUAUAUAUCAUAUUUUAGUACAUAUCGCUAUAUUUUUUUAAAAAAUAUUUUUAUACAUUUAUAUUAUUUAUAGUUAUAUUUGACUCUAUACUAUGUUAUUUUUAAAAAAUACUUUAUUUAAUAUAUUUUUUCCAGAAACUUAUAUAAAAAGUUAGACUAUAUCGAUCCAAAUUGUUAAGGAUAAAAUAAAAUAAAUGAAAAAAAUCACUAUGUAUUACUCCCUGAAAUGACCAAUCUACCCAAUAUCUUUCCCUAUAUAGAAACUCUCUCACGGCAACAACUACCUAAAAAAUGGUUUCCAAAAAAAUCUCCUUAACCCUUCUCCUCUCCCUCUUAAGUUUCUACUCUGAAAUCGUCAAGUCUCAAAACUGUAACUGCCCCCCAAACGUCUGUUGCAGUCAGUUCGGUUAUUGCGGUACCACAGCCGCUCACUGUAGUCCUACAUGCCGAUCAGGUCCUUGUAGAGGCAGUGGAACCUCAUCUGGUGCUGAUGCUGUUGGUAACAUUGUGACACAAGGAUUCUUUGACGGCAUCAUUAACCAAGCCGACUUCUGCUAUAUAGAGGAGAUAAACGGAGCGUCACGUUCAUUUUGCGACCAGAGCAACAGGCAAUAUCCAUGUGCACCGGGAAAGAGCUACCAUGGUCGUGGUCCGCUCCUACUAUCAUGGAACUAUAACUACGGACCGUGUGGCCAGAGUCUCGGCCUCGACCUUUUACUCCAGCCUGAGCUGGUCAGUAGUAACCCAGUUGUGGCCUUCAGGGCGGCUAUGUGGUUUUGGAUGAAGAGCGUGAGGCCUGUGCUGAACCAGGGAUUUGGAGCCACCAUAAGAGCUAUCAGCAGUUUGGAGUGUAACGGUAGGAACUUAGGUGCAGUAAAUGCAAGGAUUAGGUACUAUAGAGACUAUUGUGGGCAGCUUGGUGUAGAUUCUGGUGCCAAUGUCACUUGUUGAAAAGUCUUCGAACAUAGACGAGAUGUGUGACAAGUGAGUGUUUUAGGUGAAAUAAAAAAGAAGUUAUUAAACAUGUAAUUAUCUUGUGAAAAUGAAUCGAAUUAUAAAGUAAAAUAAAGAUUUGUUUUCUUACA
This is a messenger RNA of Brassica rapa (field mustard), 4503 nucleotides long. Its product is annotated as endochitinase At2g43580. Gene Ontology annotation, biological process: cell wall macromolecule catabolic process; carbohydrate metabolic process; chitin catabolic process. NCBI's taxonomy places the organism in Eukaryota, Viridiplantae, Streptophyta, Magnoliopsida, Brassicales, Brassicaceae. The record is from RefSeq and is a predicted model, not a curated record. Gene Ontology annotation, molecular function: chitinase activity; chitin binding.